This is a messenger RNA of Penicillium diatomitis, 249 nucleotides long. RefSeq lists its product as uncharacterized. Bases 1 to 249 code for a protein of 82 amino acids. The transcript has 2 exons. The record is from RefSeq and is a predicted model, not a curated record. Lineage: Eukaryota; Fungi; Ascomycota; Eurotiomycetes; Eurotiales; Aspergillaceae.
AUGCCUCCACGAACUGGGUAUUCCUCCCUCGCAGGCUUCGAGAUCGAUGAAAAUGGCCGUGGCUCGUGGAAUGGAUAUCAAGAACAAGAGCAAGACAGAGGCAAGACCAUAAGAGCUUCUACGGUAUGUGUCCAAUCCGAGGUCUCUCAAAUGAGUGAGAUCGGAGAACCCUAUGAAAUCACAGGGAUGACAGAACGAGCGGCGCGAACAGUGGAAAGCACACAGGUCUUCCGAAUGGUGGUGGUGUAA